AUGCAAACUCAAUCAGAUGUAACGGUGCUUGGAGCUCUUCUUGGAAGACAGUCAGGGCGUGAUGUCGAGAUUACUAAUUCGUAUGAAUUAGCUUAUGAUUUAAUUGAUGGAAGGAUUCAUAUAAAUAAUGAAUAUUUUGUGACAAAACAAGAGCAAUUUCGACAAGUUUUUCCUCAAUUUGAUUUCUUGGGGUGGUAUACUUUGGGAAUACAACCUACCGAAGAAGACAUAGAAAUUCACAAGCAGAUGGUCACAUCUAAAAAUCUUCCAAUCACUGUCUACGAAUCAAUCAUUGAUAUAAUUAAUGGACAAGCACAAACAUUAUUUAUAAAAUCUCAAUACAAAAUUGAAACCGGUGAAGCUGAGCGUAUUGCUGUUGAUCAUGUUGCUCAUAUAACUAUUGGUGACGGAAGUGAAGGAUCUUCACUGAUUGCGCAUUUAACCACUCAAAGAAAUGCAAUUAAGAUGCUACAUACCAGAAUAAAACUUCUACAUAAAUAUCUUGUUAAUUCCAAGAAUGAUCCAUCAACAGUAGAUCAUGAUAUUCUUCGUCAAAUCGCUGGACUUUGUAAUCGUUUACCAACAAUAGAUGGAUCAGAUUUCAAUCAAGAGUUUUUAACAGAAUAUAAUGAUGUAUUGUUGACUUCAUACUUGGCUACCAUAACAAAAGGAACAAAUUGUGUCAAUGAGCUGGUUGAUAAAUUUAAUAUCGCAACUAGUUCAAACAGAUCAGGAGGACGCAAUCGUCACCAACAAAAUUUUCCAAAUUUUUAG
This is a messenger RNA of Entrophospora sp. SA101, 774 nucleotides long. Lineage: Eukaryota; Fungi; Glomeromycota; Glomeromycetes; Entrophosporales; Entrophosporaceae. The record is from the annotation of a GenBank genome assembly.